AUGGUGGCCAUUAUCGGUCGGCCCAACGUGGGCAAGUCCUCGUUGUUCAACCGAAUUCUGUCGCGCCGCCACGCCAUCGUGUCUGAAGUUUCCGGCACCACCCGCGACCGUCUGAUUGCCUCCGCAUCCUGGAAUGGCCGGCAGUUCCUGCUGAUUGACACUGGCGGUCUGGAAGACGACCCCGACGGCCACAUCCCCCAGCGUGUGCAGCAACAGGCUGACAUGGCGAUGGGCGCCGCCGACGUCAUUAUCUUCCUUACCGACGCGGUGCAGGGACUGACCGCCACCGACCAGGCCGUUGCCCAGCGGCUUCGUCGCACCGACAAGCCGGUGAUGCUGGCGGUGAAUAAGGUGGACAACGAAAACCGCGAGCUGGCCGCUGCUGAGUUUUUCCAGCUGGGCAUUUCGGAAACUUCGUUCAUAUCUGCCUACCACAACUAUGGGGUGUAUGACCUGCUGGAGCGAAUGGUCGACUUGCUGCCAACCCGCGAGCUAGUGGAACAAUGGGACGACGAUUAUCCAGAUGGCGUCCUGCGCCUGUCCAUUGUGGGACGCACCAACGUUGGCAAAUCGCUGCUCACCAACGCUAUCCUCGGUGAGGAGCGCAGCAUCGUCAGCCCGGAGGCUGGCACCACGCGCGACGCUCUCGAUACACCUAUCACCUACCGCGACCACACUAUCACCCUGGUAGACACCGCCGGUAUCCGCCGCCCGGGUCAGGUGCAGCGGGGCAUCGAGAAAUACAGCGUGUUGCGCGCCGUUAACGCCGUGCAUCGUAGCGACAUCACGCUGCUGAUUACCGACGCCACUGAGUUGGCCACCGCCCAGGACGCCCACAUCGCCGGCCUGGCCUGGGAUACCAACCGGGGUCUAAUCGUGGUGGUCAACAAGUGGGAUCUGGUUAAUCCCAACCGGUUUCGAACGGAACGCAGUCUGCAUCGGGUUCACCAACGGCUACACUUCAUGCCCUACGUUCCGGUUAGCUUCACGUCGGCGCUCACUGGCGAGGGGAUUAACGAACUGCUGGACACGGCGCUGUCAUUGUGGAUGGAACGGCAGCGGCGGGUUCCAUUCCGCGAUCUGCAAUACCUGCUGGCAGAUGCGGUCUCUACUCAUGCGCCGCCAUCACGCCGGGGCAACCUGCGCAACCGGCUGCGGGUGCGUCGGGUGCGGCAGGUCGGCGUGAACCCGCCCACCUUCGUGUUCAGCGUCAACGACCCCAAGCUGCUGCACUUUUCCUACGAACGUUACCUGGAGAAUCAGAUUCGGGAACGUUUCGGGUUCCACCGCACGCAUCUGAGGCUGGUAUUUCGGGCGGAACGGGAGGAACGCACGGCGCGGCCUGGGGUUCGUGCCCGCACCCGGGCCCGCUAA
This is a messenger RNA of Geodia barretti, 1374 nucleotides long. The record is from the annotation of a GenBank genome assembly. NCBI's taxonomy places the organism in Eukaryota, Metazoa, Porifera, Demospongiae, Tetractinellida, Geodiidae.